AUGCUGGUCUCAACCAGAGACAAGACCGCAGCUCCUCAAGCAUUCGAGCACCACCGCUUGACGCAGAUCUUCUACAUUGAGGGCCGGGAGGGGAAUCCGGGACUCACAAUAGAAGUGGGAAUGAGACGAAGGCUGCGGAGGGCGCGAACAACGCCAAUCGAGAAGAUCUUCGAAUUAUCCAAGCAGGGUCAACCUGGCUCAUGGGCACGCAUUAUCGUCGACCACUCUAUGGACAGACACAUCACAAUGUCUCGACCAACACAAUCUACUACUACCACCCAAACAUCCGACUCCAGCUUACCCUCAGAAGUCUUCGCGAUCCCCGAGAUCCUCGAGAUGAUCCUCCUCGACUCGGUCACGCCCGCCCUUCAGCUCUUCGCCCUUCAGCGCGUUGACAAACCCUUCCAGGGCACUAUCGCGGGGAGCAGGAAACUCCAACGUAAGAUGUGUCUCGAGCCGAGUGAGGACAGAAAAGCGGAUACUGUGUGGCGGCAUCUUGGAUUCCAGAGUCAUAAGCAGGGAAAGAGAACAUUGACUCGAGUCAAGCUGCCGGUCAUACUUAAUGUCUACAAGAGCAGCAAGGUCUAUGCCUUGGACGUCGGGCUCCCUGAGAAGAACAUGACGGCGGCGAAUGGAUUUGCGCUCCUCGAGGAGGAGAAGUUGGAGGGAUUGUGGAAGAACAUGAGAAUCGGUGGCGAAGAAGGAGAGAACGACAGCAAAUUGAUCGCCACGAGGGAGUGGGCCAAAGGAACGGUUCCUCAGCUGGAGGGAAAAGAUGGCGAGAAGUGGGUGGAGCUGAGAGUAUGGGCGGACAAGAAAGUGGUCUCAAGCUUUUGGCCUAGGAAUACAACAUUGGGUGAGAUGUUGGAAGAGGUGAAGCAAGGUCUGAGUCUGAUCACGGUGCUGAGUGGGCGUUCGGAGUCGAAGUUCAUGAAGUGCCCAUCGACGGCGGGUGUUGCUUCGGAUGUUGGUGAGAUCAAUGUCUGGCCAUACGCUUGCCAUGCAUAG
Molecule: messenger RNA, 1008 nt
Organism: Fulvia fulva
Lineage: Eukaryota; Fungi; Ascomycota; Dothideomycetes; Mycosphaerellales; Mycosphaerellaceae
Exons: 4
Coding region: 1-1008 (335 amino acids)
Source: RefSeq, a predicted model, not a curated record